Messenger RNA from Dioscorea cayenensis subsp. rotundata (Guinea yam), 614 nucleotides. RefSeq names its product ribose-phosphate pyrophosphokinase 4-like. Lineage: Eukaryota; Viridiplantae; Streptophyta; Magnoliopsida; Dioscoreales; Dioscoreaceae. The transcript is spliced from 4 exons. The coding region runs from base 114 to 614 and encodes 166 amino acids. Gene Ontology annotation, molecular function: ribose phosphate diphosphokinase activity; magnesium ion binding. The record is from RefSeq and is a predicted model, not a curated record. Gene Ontology annotation, cellular component: ribose phosphate diphosphokinase complex; cytoplasm. Gene Ontology annotation, biological process: purine nucleotide biosynthetic process; 5-phosphoribose 1-diphosphate biosynthetic process.
CGAGAAGCACUCACCAGAAACCAAAGAAAAAAGUUCGUCUUUUUCGUUCCUCUUUUCCCGGAAGAGAAGAGAGAGUCCAACAGCGAAGAGGGAGAGAGAGCGGGGGGAGUGCUAUGGGGGAGCAACGGAGGAAGAAGGAGAUACACUUGUUCUACUGCGCCGAAUCCGAGGACCUCGCCCGCAAGGUCGCUGACAAGUCCGACGCCAUCCACCUGCAGUCCAUCUCCUGGAGGAGCUUUGAUGAUGGAUUCCCUAAUCUUUUCAUCAACAAUGCUCAUGACAUAAGAGGACAGCAUGUUGCAUUUCUAGCGUCUUUCAGCUCUCCUGGAGUGAUUUUUGAGCAGAUAUCAGCAAUAUUUGCAUUGCCAAAGCUAUUCAUUGCCUCCUUUACCUUGGUCUUGCCAUUUUUCCCAACUGGUUCUUUUGAGCGAAUGGAAGAAGAAGGCGAUGUUGCCACUGCAUUCACUAUGGCACGAAUUUUGUCAAUGAUACCCAAAUCUAGGGGUGGUCCUACAAGCUUAGUAAUCUAUGACAUACAUGCUUUGCAGGAAAGGUUUUACUUUGGUGAUGAUGUCCUGCCUUGCUUCGAAACUGGGAUACCAUUGUCACUAUAG